AUGAGUUUUUCAUGGUUUGCUCGCUUGGAUCAUUUAGAGCAAAGAGUGUGGAUAGAAGAAACAGAAGCUAAUGUUUUAUGGAAAGGAAAAACAUCAUAUAACAGGGUCUCAUGCAUCUAUAAUGAUGAAUUUCUACAACUUGCCACUCUAAACUUUGAGUUUAAGCAAUUUCUAUACAAAAAUGAACUUAAUGAACUUAAUGAACAUAAUAGGUGGGUUAAAAAGUGUGGUCUGAUUAAUAUGGGAUUCGGCAGAGAAAAAAGCACUUGUUGUUACUUUGUUGUUGUUGCAAGUUUAACAUCCCUCCCUCACGACUUUUACGUUCGAAUGCUUAUAGCUAAAACUGCAAUUAUAAUCACAGUUACAGAUGAUUUCUUUGAUACUGUUGGUUCUCUCAAUGAACUAGAAAUCCUUACCGAAGCAGUUCAAAGAUGGGAUAGUAGAAGCCUAAGUAGCCACAGCAAAGUUAUAUUUGAUGCACUUGAUGAUCUUGUGAGUGAAGCUUCUAAAAAAUAUCUCCAACAAGAAGGAACAUGUGAUGAUAUCUUAGGAGACUUCACACUGUUGAUGCAAUUGCAGAAUUCUUCACCAUCCAAUGGUUGA
Molecule: messenger RNA, 603 nt
Organism: Lathyrus sativus (Indian pea)
Lineage: Eukaryota; Viridiplantae; Streptophyta; Magnoliopsida; Fabales; Fabaceae
Source: the annotation of a GenBank genome assembly